Molecule: messenger RNA, 1260 nt
Organism: Exaiptasia diaphana
Lineage: Eukaryota; Metazoa; Cnidaria; Anthozoa; Actiniaria; Aiptasiidae
Product: pituitary tumor-transforming gene 1 protein-interacting protein-like
Exons: 1
Coding region: 317-838 (173 amino acids)
Biological process (GO): protein import into nucleus
Cellular component (GO): cytoplasm; nucleus
Source: RefSeq, a predicted model, not a curated record
ACAAUCACGGUCACUCGAGGGACGUUUGAUGCUUGAGUGAWUUUAUCCUCAAUCUCYAAACCACAAAGAAACAAUAAUUUGUGACUUGAASAACACGAGAGAGUUGUCUUGMUGCCAGUGAUGAAAGUCUGACAUUUUGGACAAGUUAAAGCGAAUACAGAAAGAUUUGUUAAUUUCAUUUCUUCGAAUCGACUUGAGCGCGGGUUUGACCGUUGGAAUUUUUUCCUUUUUCUAAAUAAUUCUACCAAAAGGCGAAGAAGAAGUACUUUUUGUACAYUUCUGGUGGUAACUACAGACCAGAAAGAAGAGUAUCAAAAUGGCCAUCGAUUCAAAGUUACUCGUGUUUACUUUGGUCGUGUUUACAUUAUACCUUGCUCAUUUCACCAAUCCUGUAUCAGCUGAAGUCGUUUGUGGAAAAUAUAACUCCUCGUGCUCGGCAUGUACWCAAAAUUCAGCUUGCUAUUGGUGYUCAGAGAACUCUAAAUGCUUCCAUUACCCAGGCUGGACCAAGAUAGUCCCACACAACUGUCCCCAUAAGAAGUGGUAUUAUGCUCAAUGUCGAAUUUCUGGUUUCAUACUUAUUAUUCUUGUUCCUUCGCUCAUCGUCUUCGUGCUCUUGUUCUGCUGUUGUUGUGUCUACUGCUGUUGCUGUAGGAGGUACAAGAAGUGGAAACAAAAACGCCACGAUAAAGAAGAUGUGAAGUUGAAACGAAAGCGGGAAGAAAUGCAGGCUUUACACUCACAACGACGAUCCGAUAGGCAACAAAAAGCUGAUGGCAUAAGAAAGAAGUACGGCCUUCUUCCUUCUUCUGGAUACGAACGUUUGGAAAACCAAUGAAACAUUAAUAACUCUGUUAUAAACAUUAACACUUAWGCAGAAAAUCUGAAAAAUCUAGUAAUCAAAGAUUUAUAUUUGUGCGCGAUAAAACAGACAGCCAUUUAUUUUGCUAAAAGUCGAAAGAAAGCUGAUAUUUUUGCUACAUUUUUAUGGAUCAGUAAUUCGUAUUWUUUUUUCUAAAAGAUCUCAGUAAUGACAACAAUGUAGUUUAUUUUUCUUUGAUCUGUACAUGUGGCUUGUGUAAUAUUGGGUAAAUAUUGGAUUGAAUAAUAUUUUUGUAUUUGUUGGUAUUAUAUUUAUUUUACUUUUCCAGUAUAAUGCGUACCGUAUUUCUAAUUUGUAUCACUGAAAAGAUAGCAAUAUUUUGUUACCUAUACUUUUGCUAGCUCUUGAAGUUCUUGAUUAAAAGUAAUUUAAUAAAA